GACAGCUCCAGCUCGCGUUGCUCACCCAGACAGAAAGCGGAGGGGGGAAGACAGAUCCUCCAUGAGCGCGCUUUCGUGAUGCGCAACGCGUGCGUAAAGCAAAGAGCCCACCUAAACAGCAGCCCAAAAGACACUUCACAACUGUUUAUUUACCACUGAACAAACAUGUGUUUUCUUUUGUUCAUAUGUGAUAUGAUGCCUUAGAAGACUACGAAUAUGGAGAAUAUAUCUACAUCGAGCAGCCGCAGCGCAGCUCCAGCUGUGUGUAACGAAACCAUGGACUAUUAUCUGAGCGCAACUAACCGGACAGAUCUCAACUGUACGCCAUCGUCGGAGUUUUAUUUUUACGCAGACCUCUACGUGGUCCUCCCGGUAAUAUAUUCCGUGAUAUGUGCCGUGGGGCUAACGGGGAACACGGCAGUUAUCUACGUUAUCCUCAAAGCGCCCAAAAUGAAGACAGUGACCAACAUGUUUAUUUUAAACUUGGCAAUAGCCGACGACCUAUUUACUUUGGUUCUACCCAUAAACAUUGCCGAGCACCUUCUGCACUACUGGCCCUUUGGAGAGGUGCUCUGUAAAAUUAUCCUGAGCAUUGAUCACUACAACAUUUUCUCCAGCAUUUAUUUCCUAACGGUUAUGAGCAUUGACCGUUACCUGGUAGUCCUGGCGACGGUGCGUUCUAAGCGCAUGCCAUAUCGUACUUACCGAGCGGCCAAGAUAGUCAGCCUGUGCGUCUGGAUCCUCGUGAUCCUCAUCGUGAUGCCAUUCACCGUCUUCGCCGGGGUCUACAUCAGCCCGGACGACUCGGACCGGAAAAGCUGUGUCCUUAGCUUCCCGAGCCCGGAGAGUCUGUGGUUCAAAGCCAGUCGGAUAUACAUGCUGAUCCUCGGUUUCGCCAUCCCCGUGUCAACCAUAUGUAUCCUCUACACCAUGAUGCUCUACAAACUAAGGAACAUGCGCCUCAACUCCAACGCAAAAGCGCUGGACAAAGCCAAAAAGAAAGUAACUAUCAUGGUUUUUAUAGUUCUAGCCGUUUGUCUGUUCUGUUGGACCCCGUUUCACCUCAGCACCAUCGUGGCUCUCACCACCGACCUGAGAACCACGCCGCUGCUCAUCGGCAUAUCAUAUUUUAUCACUAGCUUGAGCUACGCAAACUCGUGUCUAAACCCUUUUCUGUAUGCGUUCCUGGAUGACAGCUUCAGGAAAGCAUUCAAGAAGAUGCUAGAAUGCAGACCAGCAUGAAUACAAUUAAUAAGAGGUUAUGAUUAUUGAUGCACUCAUACACAUUAUCUUUGCUUGAAUCCGUUCGGCACUCUCUCAUUGCAAUGAUAUUACUUAAAUACAUAAUAGGGAAUGUUCAUAUAAAAACUGGCAACUCAACCCUAGUCAUAAAGAAUGGGGAAUAGUAUGUCGUUUUUUCCAGUUACUUUAUCAUGGACGUUUGUCUCCCUCUACCGUCCAAUUACGAAGUUACACUGUAGUGAAAACCUUUCAAAAUAAAGGCUUUUCAAAAUAAAUGCGGUAAUAAACGCCGACUCAAGCCAGUGAUGUAGAGGCUGCCUGUACACUUGCUGUAAAUAUCUGUUCUUCUUCAGGCCCGUCAAUGUCAACCAGUCAGACUGGUGAAAACUAAUGUAAAGUCAUUUUCAAUGCAUAUUCAAUGGUCUAUUAAAUAAGGGACAGAACUGGUUCUACAUGUUCUCACCCAGCCGGUAUGAACUAUAAUAAGAUAUAUCGCCAUGCUCAAGUUCAGCAUAUAGUUGUAUCAUUCAAGUAACUUUGCAGACAUUUUUAGGUUUCCAGAUCAUUUCUGGCAUAUCUGAAACCCUGUGGCAGGGAAUUCUGGAAAACCUGGGACUUUUAUGAGAAAAGUUACUGACUUUUUGCAACUGAAUUUCAGCUUUUCAGAAGCCAAGUAAAUCACUCAGAUAUACAGUAGGCUCACAGCUCACACUUACAUAUUGUAACAUAAGGAUGUUCAUAUAUAGUUUUUUCUUUUUUUUAAUAUCUGCUGAAAUAAAAUAAGCAAAAAACAGUGUUGUUUAUUUGUUUAUCGGGUUCCAUAUUAUUAGUAAUGCAUCUUCUGACUGAGGGUCUUGGGCUCGGUUUCAGUGUCCCAUCCUCACUGUUGUAGAUCCAGGCACAUGUGUCAGUUACCAAUCGAAUGUAUAUGUGAACAUGGACUUUUAUUACAUAUUCCAUCCUUUCAAAAUAACAGUGGUUACAGUGCAGAAGUACACGUUGAUACUGGGUCUUUGCUUAUUCAUUGAAUAAUACUAUUUGUUAUAUAGUAGCCUGCAUGCUGACACAUGGACAUUAAUGCCAAUAUGAAGUUACUCAUAUAAUAAAUGUUACCACAAAGUCACUGUUUAGUUAUCUACAGUAUUUAAAAAAAAAAAAAAAAGGAAACAUAUGAAGAUGUCAGCUAAUCUAGUUAUUAAGAGUGUUGGACCAGCUAGUUUACAUUUCUGACAUGACAAGCUGAAGUGGCUGUCAGUGUAUCAUUGAGCAAGUCAUGUAAAUUGCUUCUGUAAUGCGUGACAAUGGAGACCUUAGAUGCAGGUUGUGGGUUGGCAUAUGCAAAAAAAUUUAAAAUAGGUCAGUAUACACAUAUAUACAUAUAUGAACUUGUACUUAGGAUGUGUGCCAAAAGAAAAAUAAAAG
Messenger RNA from Esox lucius (northern pike), 2664 nucleotides. It is a transcript of the gene npbwr2b, whose product is annotated as neuropeptides B/W receptor 2b. Lineage: Eukaryota; Metazoa; Chordata; Actinopteri; Esociformes; Esocidae. The transcript is spliced from 2 exons. Gene Ontology annotation, molecular function: neuropeptide binding; neuropeptide receptor activity. Gene Ontology annotation, cellular component: membrane; neuron projection. Gene Ontology annotation, biological process: neuropeptide signaling pathway. The coding region runs from base 217 to 1242 and encodes 341 amino acids. The record is from RefSeq and is a predicted model, not a curated record.